CAGACUUUCAGAACCAAGCUGAGAACCAGAAAGAGACCGAGGUUGAUCAUCAAGCAGGAAAGAGCCGUUCAGAGUUUGCCAACGGGAAUGGAAUGCGAUUCGCGAUAACUCGACAUCGGCAACAUCUUGAUUUCGCAAACCAUCUCUAUCCCCCGUGAAACUCAACUGCGUCCCAACAUGUUGUCAAGAACAGUUUUCUCGAGGGCAGUCCGGCAAACAGCCUUCUCUGCAAUCCGCCCCGCCGCCACUCCAGUUGCCCCCUCGCCCUUCCUGCUCUCACUCGCUGCCCAGCGCCGCCUCAUCUCCGAUGCCGUCCGCCAGGCCAUUGACAAGGCCGUCGCAUCAGCGCCAGUAGUCCUCUUCAUGAAGGGCACGCCUGAGACGCCCCAGUGCGGCUUCUCUCGCGCCAGCAUCCAGGUGCUGGGGUUGCAGGGCGUAAACCCGGAGAAGUUUGCCGCAUAUAAUGUGCUGGAGGACCAAGAGUUGAGGCAUGGAAUCAAGGAAUACUCAGACUGGCCGACCAUUCCGCAGCUGUACGUCGACAAGGAAUUCGUCGGCGGCUGCGACAUCAUCAUCUCCAUGCACCAAAACGGGGAGUUGGCGAAGCUGCUGGAGGAGAAGGGCGUGUUGGUGAAAGAAGGGGAGCAGGCUGAGGGCGAGACGAAGGAGUAAAGAGACACGACUGCUGCGCAGCUGUAUACUACUACGACGAUACCACGGCGUCUUAGAACUGUAACAUGUUCUUUUCUUGCUCCAUCUUCCCG
Messenger RNA from Parathielavia appendiculata, 764 nucleotides. RefSeq names its product glutaredoxin. Gene Ontology annotation, cellular component: mitochondrial matrix. NCBI's taxonomy places the organism in Eukaryota, Fungi, Ascomycota, Sordariomycetes, Sordariales, Chaetomiaceae. The coding region runs from base 178 to 672 and encodes 164 amino acids. The transcript has 4 exons. The record is from RefSeq and is a predicted model, not a curated record.